Molecule: messenger RNA, 1215 nt
Organism: Musa acuminata subsp. malaccensis (wild Malaysian banana)
Lineage: Eukaryota; Viridiplantae; Streptophyta; Magnoliopsida; Zingiberales; Musaceae
Source: RefSeq, a predicted model, not a curated record
CUCAACCUCCCAAAUCUACCACAGGCGAAGUAAAGACGAGGAAUCGUCGAUUACUGUUACCAGAGAGAGGAACAGGAAGGAGAACGCAAGCCACGGUGGAGGAAUCGAGGGGGAAGAAGAGGAGCACGCACUCUCCUCACCCCGGCCAUCACCAGGACGAGAGAAGAGAGGAGGGACGGGAGGAGAUGGGGGUGGAUUACUACAAGAUCUUGGGCGUGGACAAGAGUGCCGAGGACGACGACCUCAGGAAGGCCUACCGCAAGUUUGCCAUGAGGUGGCACCCUGACAAGAACCCUAAUAAUAAGAACGAAGCCGAGGCCAAGUUCAAGCAGAUCUCCGAAGCCUAUGAGGUCCUUAGUGACCCCCAGAAGCGCGCCGCCUAUGACCAGUACGGCGAGGAGGGCCUCAAGGGCCAGGUCCCGCCGCCGGGCGCCGGGGACACCACGUUCUUCUCAGGCAGUGACGUUGGUGCGGCCUCGUUCAGGUUCAGGAGCGUCGACGACAACUUCACGGAGUUCUUCGGGUUCCCAAGCCCGUUCUGCGGCGGCGCCAUGGGCGGAUCGUGGUUCCCUGGCGGGAUGGGUGGGAUGUUCGGAAAUGACGUUUUCGUGUCGGCCUUCAGCGGCGAACGGGAGGGAGCGACUAUGCAUACUCAACAGCCGCGCAAGGCGGCCCCCGUCGAGAAGAGGCUGCCAUGCAGCCUCGAGGACUUAUACAAAGGAACCGCCAAGAAGAUGAAGAUAUCUAGGGAGGUUUUGGAUGCCAGUAGUGCAAAAUCAUCAAACUUAAGUCUGACAGCAUCAAAUCUGCAUUUAGUCUGAUGGAAACAAAUUCACAUAUGGAUUGAUCUUCCUGUUGCUGAGUUGGAAAAAUCUGUGGAGCUGCUAUUUUACUGUCUAUUGCUCAUAUCAUGUGAGGCUUGAACUUGUUCUUAUGUAUGGAUGUAAAACUCAUUAGGAGCGAUAAAGGUUUUGCCGGACACAUUAUUAGUAUGAAGAAAAAGUUUCCUAAUUAUUAUCACUAAAUUGAUAACCUAGUGAUAACACUAAGUUUAUGCUAAUCCUGUUUGUGCCUUUUGUUAGUCAAUCUUUACGACGUGGUCGAGGAGCCUGAGCGGCUUGGUCCGAUUAUCGAUGUCCAGGAUCGUCCUGGGGAUGAGACCUUUGUCGGGUUGGGUUGAGCUCGGGGUUGGUCCGGAUGCCCCUCUUCAGUUAG